AUGCCGGGAAAUGGUCGAGCGUCAGAAGAGAGGGCUAUUAAACGAGCAGAAGAGAAACUAAAAGUGAAUUGCCAUAGGGAUUUUGCUCCGGGUAAUAAUCGCAUCAAAUUUCGUCAAGAUGGUGUGAACUACUAUGUGCCCAAUAUCUUUCACACUGCUAAUACUUUAAGAUACAAGGAAAGUGGUGGUUAUAUGCCGAUAUUUAUUAAAGACAUCUUGAAGAUUAAAGAUACCCGAGAGAUAUAUCAUACAGAUGGAUAUGAAGCAGCCGCAAAGGGAAUUACUCUUUAUGGAAAUCAUCCUCUGAAGAAUAUUUGCAUUAUGGGUCGAAUAGUAUCUGAAAAGUUUCGAGAGUCCGAGUUCAUGGACAAAACAGGAGAUAUGAAGCAGAAAAUUACAUACUUCAUGGAGAUGACAGAUAGCUCUACUGAUGAGACUAUACAGGUGAAGGUGGAUAGGAUGCAAUAUCUCCUGAACCAUCUUCGUCUCGACCAUAACUAUGACAUAUUACUCAAAGUCAGAGGGAAUGCAGCUUUCUAUUACAACUUCAGUAAUCCUGGCCCAUCAAAUCUCAGGUCUAUCGAACUUCAUGCUGAUACCGUUCAAGUUGUGGGUGAUAAAUGUGAUAUCAGGGUAGAAUUGGAAUGGUGGGAUAUAGUCAUGACAGUUAGGAAGGGAUAUUUAUUAAAGCCAUGGAUAUUCGACGAAGAGGAUUUAGUAAGGGUGGCGCGGGAGGAGGCAGAGGUCGAGACCCAGAAUGAAACACAAGAAGAGCAAAGUCAAGAGGAACACAGCGCUGUCAAGAAGACCAAGGGAUCUUCGGCUGAUGCUUGUAAAUCAACUAGGACUACCUUGAGUGAAGCCAUAACUGCAGCAGAAACUGAAUCAAAGCCUUGCUUGAACGAGGGUUCAAAUAAGAGCCGCUUACUUGGUAUAGAGUUAGAAUUCCUCUCCUUCCUUAUAAGGAAUGCUGGAGACAGAGACGCCUGCAUUCCAAUCAGACACAUUUAUCAGGAUAAACAGCUGAUAUAUGGAUUUGAACAGAUACUCUCUCUUACAGAUUCCUCAGAUCUACAAAUUAUUUAUGACUGGUUGCUUGCUAAGUUUUGCAAUACGAGGAUAAUCAGAAUGGCUGAAUCCAACGAGAAGAUCGAAAUCAUAAACUUCCAAAGGAUUUUCCGGUAUGUCAAGAAUUUGAUAGGCUUCCUUACCAACAAUCAGGAAAAAGGCAUAAAAAGACUACUUGCACGGGCAGGGACCUCGCAAAAAUCCGAUGACGUCUAUAAAAUGAUCGAGUAUGGGCUAAGCCAAGAGAUUCGUUUGACGAUUGAUUUGAAAUCACUCGAGAUUGAAAUUUGUCAUCGAUUCAACCUAAAGCAUAUCAAGGUGGAAUACUUGAAUAAGUUAGUUGAUUCUCUAAUACGAGGUAAUUAUAUUGUGAAAGGUGGAAUCGGUAUGAGACAAUUUACGUGCAAAACAGGAUUCAGAAUAAUUCUCAGGUGGGUGUAUGAUGCGAAUGGUUUGGUAUGGAGUUAUAUAUCACGAUUGAAAUCAUCUUAG
Messenger RNA from Brettanomyces nanus, 1560 nucleotides. RefSeq lists its product as uncharacterized. NCBI's taxonomy places the organism in Eukaryota, Fungi, Ascomycota, Pichiomycetes, Pichiales, Pichiaceae. The transcript has a single exon. The record is from RefSeq and is a predicted model, not a curated record. The coding region runs from base 1 to 1560 and encodes 519 amino acids.